UAUAAGGGGGCACUGUCUUAUCAACAAAACUCAUAAAAUGAAAAUGAAGAUUCAAAGCCUCUGUAUAAUCCUCCUCUUCAUCUUAGCUGAGACAUCUCAGCCACCAUUCUCGUGUGAUUCGUCGAACCCAUCAACAAAAUCCUACCCCUUUUGCCAAACCUCACUCCCCAUAAGCCAAAGAGUCCAAGACCUUGUCUUUAGGCUCACAUUGGAUGAGAAAAUCUCCCAACUUGUUGACACUGCACCUGCUAUUCCCAGGCUCGGCAUCCCUGCCUAUGAGUGGUGGUCUGAAGCAUUACACGGUGUUGCCUUCCUUCCAGAAGUCAGCCAAAGGCAAGGCAUCCAUUUCAAUGGCACCAUCGCGUCCGCCACUAGCUUCCCUCAAGUCAUUCUGACUGCUGCCUCAUUUGAUGCCUAUCUUUGGUAUCGCAUUGGUCAAGUGACUGGAAAAGAAGCUAGAGCCAUAUAUAAUGCUGGACAAGCUAUUGGCAUGACGUUUUGGGCACCAAACAUCAAUAUAUUUAGGGAUCCAAGAUGGGGGAGAGGGCAAGAGACACCUGGAGAAGAUCCAUUGGUUACAGGAAGGUAUGCAGUGUCAUUUGUGAGAGGCGUUCAAGGGGACUCUUUUCAAGGAGGGGCUCUUGGGGAGCAUCUUCAGGCAUCAGCUUGUUGCAAGCAUUUUACUGCUUAUGAUUUGGACAAGUGGAAUGGCACUAAUAGAUUCAUCUUUAAUGCUCAAGUCACAUUGCAAGACUUAGCUGAUACAUAUCAACCUCCAUUUCGAAGUUGCAUACAAGAAGGAAAAGCUAGUGGGAUAAUGUGUGCUUAUAAUCAAGUCAAUGGAGUCCCAAAUUGUGCGGAUUACAAUCUGUUAUCUAAGACUGCUAGAGGACAGUGGGGAUUCCAAGGGUACAUCACAUCUGACUGUGAUGCGGUCUCCAUUAUCUAUGAUGAUCAGGGAUAUGCUAAAUCACCAGAAGAUGCGGUUGCAGAUGUGCUUAAAGCGGGGAUGGAUGUCAACUGCGGUAAUUAUCUAAAGAACUACACGAAAUCAGCAGUAGAAAAGAAGAAACUGACAGAAUCUGAUGUAGACAGAGCACUUCACAACCUCUUCUCCAUUAGGAUGAGGCUGGGACUAUUCAAUGGCAAUCCAGCUCCACUACCUUAUGGUAACAUUGGUCCAAACCAAGUUUGUUCUCAAAAGCAUCAGGAUCUGGCCCUUGAAGCAGCUCGAGAUGGCAUUGUCUUGCUGAAGAACUCUAAUCAGCUUCUCCCUCUUUCAAAAUUAAAAACAAGAUCCCUUGCAAUUAUUGGCCCUAAUGCUGAUAAUUCAACAAUUCUUCUUGGAAAUUAUGCAGGUCCCCCGUGCAAAACCGUUACACCAUUGCAAGGAUUGAAGGGUUAUAUUAAGAACACUAGGUAUCACCCAGGUUGCAGCACAGUUGCAUGUUCCUCAGCUGCGAUUGACCAAGCGGUAAAAAUGGCGAAAGGGGCAGACCAAGUGGUAUUGGUUAUGGGGCUUGAUCAAACUCAAGAAAGGGAAGAACAGGAUCGCGUUGACCUGGUACUCCCUGGAAAUCAGCAGAAGUUGAUAACCAGUGUUGCACAAGCUGCAAAGAAACCUGUUGUUCUGGUGCUGCUUUGUGGAGGACCAGUAGACACAUCUUUCGCCAAAUAUGAUAAGGACAUUGGAAGCAUUUUGUGGGCUGGUUAUCCAGGUGAAGCUGGAGGAAUUGCACUUGCAGAAAUCAUUUUUGGUGAUCACAACCCAGGAGGGAGAUUACCAAUGACUUGGUAUCCUCAAGAGUUCACCAAGGUACCAAUGACAGACAUGAGGAUGCGGUCUCAACCAUCUUCAGGCUAUCCUGGCCGCACUUACAGAUUCUACAAAGGCAAAAAGGUUUUUGAAUUUGGUUACGGUCUAAGUUACUCAAACUAUACUUAUGAGUUUGUCUCUGCUACACAAAACAAUAUCUACUUGAGAUCAUUAGGUGACAAAAUUGUUGAAAACUCAAACCCCAUAAGUUACAAGACAAUUUCAGAGUUAGGGGCAGAACUCUGUGAAAAAAGCAAGUUUUCUGUUAUUGUGAGAGUUAAAAACCAGGGAAAGAUGUCAGGCAAGCAUCCAGUAUUGUUGUUUGUGAAGCAACCAAAGCUUGGAGAAGGGAGGCCAAUGAAAAAGUUGGUUGGAUUCCAAAGUGUGAAACUUAAUGCAGGGGAGAACGGUGAAAUUGAAUAUAAGAUAAGCCCCUGUGAGCACCUAAGCAGAGCUAAUGAAGAAGGUUUAAUGGUGAUUGAUGAAGGGUCUCAAUUCUUGCUUGUUGGAGAUAGAGAGUAUCCAAUUAAUAUAACAGUUUGAUACUAAUAAUCGAUUUUUCAAACAUUAUGGGAAACUAGAGUCCUGUUCAAGCAUAAAGGUUGGGUUCCAUCAGUGGACUGCCAAUCAAAUAAUGUCAUAUUUUUUGUGAAGGUGUGCUAAAUUGAAUUCCCUUGUUUUGCAAUUA
This is a messenger RNA of Hevea brasiliensis (rubber tree), 2504 nucleotides long. Its product is annotated as probable beta-D-xylosidase 7. Gene Ontology annotation, cellular component: plant-type cell wall. Bases 38 to 2359 code for a protein of 773 amino acids. The transcript has 6 exons. Gene Ontology annotation, biological process: xylan catabolic process; arabinan catabolic process. The record is from RefSeq and is a predicted model, not a curated record. Lineage: Eukaryota; Viridiplantae; Streptophyta; Magnoliopsida; Malpighiales; Euphorbiaceae. Gene Ontology annotation, molecular function: xylan 1,4-beta-xylosidase activity; alpha-L-arabinofuranosidase activity.